Molecule: messenger RNA, 996 nt
Organism: Trypanosoma rangeli
Lineage: Eukaryota; Euglenozoa; Kinetoplastea; Trypanosomatida; Trypanosomatidae
Exons: 1
Coding region: 1-996 (331 amino acids)
Source: RefSeq, a predicted model, not a curated record
AUGCCUCUUCAGCUCCUGGCGCAGCAGUACCUGCCCAUAUCUCCACGACACGUGAGUCUCCUGACGACGGACGGUAGUGGGGGGAAUCCGGCGGCUGUGGUUGCCGUGUCGUCUGCCUUUGACCCGCUCAAUCGUGUCUUUUUUCUCGAGUGGGACGACCCAAUGGAGGCGGCGAGCUUCCGCCUCUCCCACGUCUCUGUCCCAGGCAGCAGCGUGACUGCAAUUGCCCUCAUGCUGUCUUCCGAGGGCGUGGUGCACUGCGUUGUGCAGGGCAGGGAGGGAAAUGGCAACGGCGUGGGCGAUGGCGGUGCCACCGCCGUCUCGUACGUGUACCGUCGGACCGAAAAUAGUGACGAGGACAGUUAUGACGAGGAUGGUGGAGCAGCAGUGACGUACCGAAAGCUGCCCAAGGCUGUGGAGGAUGAUGGUAGAGGCUGGACAACGGCUUUGCACCUUCAUCGCGGCAGCUGCAGUCGUCUUGUUGGCGAGGGCGGUGAGGGUCGGGUUGUGGUGGCAUGCGGAGGUGAACGGGGGGAGGCGAAUGCCUUGAAGCUGCUGCGCCUAAGAGGCACGCGAAUGGCGGUUCAGCAGACAAUUGAACUUCCGGCGCUGUCUACAUUUCCUGUGUUGCAGCUGCGUGAGAUAGACGGCGACGCCGCCUCUGUCCUGGCACUGUGCCACCAUGCCGUUCUUGAGGUUGACACCCGCCUGAAGCAGAGCGACAGUGUCGUGCGUGCGUGGAAAUGGACGCCGCAUGAUCCGCUUAUUGCCCUUGCCGUGAAGGACAACUCCAUUGUGGCGGGAACGGAGGAAGGUGUUCUUGUUUUGUGGGAUCUGCGUCUCUCGGCGGUGCGCGAGAAGAGCAGCGGGACGGUGGACCACAGCCCCCCCAUGUGGCGCCCCGGUGACCGGGCUUCACAUGCCGUACAGCAUGGGCCUGUUGUCGUGUCACGCAGAUGGUUCUGUUCUCACGUGGGACAGGCGCACCACAACUGA